AUGGACGUCAUGGUAGACGUCGAACGGCAGGAAGUAUGGGUGGUGGGCCCUCUACAUCCCCUCUGGAUCGUGACAGAUGCAGGAGAAGGAGCCAGAGGAGGCGAGUCUUGGCCGAUCGUGUGGGGGGAAGGGAGGGAUCUUUCAUGGAUUCCUCGGGAAAAGAACGCUGCUAGCCAAUGUAUCUUCACCAGAGGGCAGGAUGAUCCGAAGCUUGAAGCGAGGAUUCAGUCCAUGAAGUCAGGAAAGGCGAUAGGAAAGCAAGAGGAAAAAGAGAAGGAGGAUGAGGAUCGAACGUUUGUUGUCUUUCGAGCUGAUCCCUUCGGGCAUAUCAAUCUCCUUUCCUGCCUCCUCCCUCCUUGGGUGAUGCCGAUGCUCAUGGCCAAGGAAGAAGUGAGGCUGCACCUGCUUCUUGUCCCUCGUCCUGCCUUCCAUGCUCUGACCUGCAACGCCUCUGCCGGCAGCGAUCGCGACUUCUGUGGGACAUGUGAGAGGAUGGUCGAGGAAGGAGGUUGGGGGGCAGCAGGGCAGUGCGUGGACUAUGAGACGAUGAUGACUGGAGCCGUUGCUGUGAGCCACCUGCCCCUGUGCCUUCCAGACGAACUGCCCAGGGUAACCUUGUCUCUCUGCUGCAUGAUCAGAGAUGAAGCGCUGUACCUGCGGGAGUGGAUAGAGUACAGCAGGAUGAUGGGGGUUGAAAGAUUCUUGCUGUACGACCAUGGCAGCAUCGACACGACGCGCAUGGUGCUUGCACGGUACGUGGAAGAGGGGAUCGUUGUUCUGCAUGACUGGAACUUCACUGGAUAUCCCCAGAAGGAAGCGCACACUCACUGCACCAGGCGCUACGCACACCAGACCGACUGGCUGGGGCUCUUAGACGUUGACGAGUUCUUGCUCCCCAGGAGGAGCGACAGCAUGCUCGACCUUCUUCGAUCUACCUCUGUGUUCGGGGCAGAGAACGUCGUGUUCCGCCUCAAGGCUGCGAUGUUCGGGACCUCGAAGCACAGGAAGAGGCCCAGGGGGCUGGUUGUGGAUGAGUACCUGAUGAGAAGCCGCGGGAGAAACUCAGAUCAGAGCAAAGUUCUCUUCCUUCCCCGCUUCAUCGUCAUGCCGGGGAUCCACGAGGUGCUGCUCGCUCGCUCUGUCAGCCUUGUGGUGGAUGUACACCCCCACGACUUUCGGUACAACCACUACAGGAGCAAGUCCCUGGAGGACCAUGCGCAGGAUCCGCUGAGGAGGGAUAUGGCGAUCGAAGAAGCGAACGAGGAAGUAGACGUCGAGCUUCCCCUCCGUUUCUCCCACCUCCUUCACGACAGACUCUGUCCUCCUGAAGCAUCUGAGAGCAUUCGAGCAGAGGAAAACCAGGGGAACAGGAGCCAAGAUGUUUGCAUGCAAAUGGGGCUGUUCUACGAGCAGCAUUGGAACUCUACAUCGAACCUUGAAGCGAGGAGAAGCUUAGCCGCAGGAGAAGCAGCGCUGGUAGGUGCUACGUUGCUCCGCAAGUCGAUGGAGCUAGAGGAGCAAUGUCCUGCGUUCGUCGCUGCCAUGGCAGAGCUCCUCGACCGGGGAAAGGUUGUGAUGGACUGGGGCUGUGGGAGUGGCUUUAUGGCAGAAGAACUUCAGAGGAUAGGCUACCACGUCCGAUGUGUCGACACUGAAGGGCUUGCUUCCUCUCUUCUUCCCCUGUUGCACACUGUGGCUCCCGAUCAAGCAUCGCAGGGAGGAAGAUCAGGAGCAGGAGCAGGAGCAGGAGCAGGAGCAGGAGCAGGAGCAGGAGCAGGAGCAGGAGCAGGAGCAGGAGCAGGAGCAGGAGCAGGAGCAGGAGCAGGAGCAGGAGCAGGAGCUGAAGGGAACGAAACGAUGAGAAAUUCGAGGGGGGCAGAGCAACUGAUAUCCUUCCUGGGAGCAGAGGGGGCUCUCUCCUACGAGCAGGAGGAAAAGAUCUUAGAUGAUAUCUGCGCGCAGAGGCCUAGCACUCUUGUGCUUGGAUGGCGUCGAAAAUGCUCGCCCUUCCUCUAUGGAGCGAAAGUGCUGUGCAGGGAUGACGGCGGGAAGGAACAUGAGUUAGACGGGACGUUCACUCCAGAUGAGGAGACGGCCAUGCUCAGGUGCCGACCAGGAGGAGACAGAACCCACAACUUCACAGGAGACUUCCACGAGCAAUGGGGAUACGGCCAGCCGGAGGUGUACAGGACGCGGCAGUGGAAGUAUGCAGCCGUCAAGGCGUUCCUCGGAGCAGGGUUCCCGUGGGGAAACAGCCGGAAGGUCGUGAGGGCGGUUGGCAAGUUCAAGGCCAUGAUGUCGGGCGAGGAGGCUGCAGGAGGUCCGAGGGCGGGUGGAAGGGAUGCGCACCUGGCUAGUGAGAGAGAGGAGGAGGAUGUAGUGGACUUGCUGUACUGGGACAUCCAGAACGUUGCGGAAGGGUUUCACAUGUACUUCCGGAUGAAACUGAAGGAUGUUUUCCACUAUGAAUGGCAGAUGGCAGGAGGGAACCGGUUCCCGCUAGCCGGGCUAAAAGCGAUCAAGUACAUCCUGUGGAGGAUGAUAGGGAGGAGCAACAUCUCAGAGGAAGGCUCCUCCAGCCUGAGGAUUCAGCUGCUGUCGUUGGCGAGCAAGGACAUCGUGAAUGAAGAUCACUUCCUGCGAGUGAUCAACCGGAUGAAGCUGCUGCUGACGCAACUGAAGCGGCUCGACCCUGCUGCCUCCGUGGCCAUGCACGAACAGAAGCUGUCCAGCGAGCUCAGGCUCCGCUGCAUCCAGUCACCCUGCAAGGGUCUCAACUUGUUCGAGGAGGUGCUCAGUCCUAACUGCUCCAUGGAAGAGAUCUUGGCAGUUGCGCUAUACCUCGAGCACGCACAAGCGCUUCCAAACUUGUUACAGAGUUGCUCCUCCUUGUCUCCGGUCUACCAUCCACCCCCUCAGAAUGGGCAGGGUGGGCGCCAGAACUUUCAAGGUGGAGCAGCAGGAGGACAAUCGCAGAGUUUUCAACCGGGCGGAAUGCUUCCAGACGGUAGGGAUGAUCCUUUAUCGCACCAGAACUCCCCUGGUGCCCAACGUCGCUUUACUCCAGCAUGGAGGUCAGGGAGUGGCAGGCAGCACAACCAACCUUAUGCGCACUCUACGUCCGACGGUCAGCCUGGCAGCAGCAGGAGCCUUCCGUUGGAGAUGCUCGUCAAGUCGUCGCAAGACAAGAUGCGAACGAUCAUGGAUCAGUUGCAGAGACUGAGAGGCUCUCGGGUGCAGGCGCAGACCAGUGAGGUGGUAGCUCCUUUUCCUCGCACCCCGGUUGUGAGGCCCAGCGGCGGUCAGGAGAGCCAAGGAGCGAUCGGCGGGGUCAUGUUGCCGAGGGCUGACGUCACGUUCGGUGUUGACAGCGACUUGACAUUCGAGAAGAUGAAUCAGCUGAAGCAGGAGCUGGAGAACGAGUUGGAGGACGGGACCGGCGAGACUCAAUUCUUCCUCGCUGAUUUACGUUCAAAUUUCUCAAUGGUGGGCUAUGCAGGGCUGCUGACCGACGUCGAGUUUGCCGACAAGCCUCUGACUGUCCAGACAGCAGCGGGGAUGAUCAGAUGCGACAAGUUCGGCACUUUGACGAUCAACCUGACGCGCGAGGGAGACAACUGCGGGUGCCUUGAGCUCAAGGAAGUCUGGGUGUGUGAGCGCCUCGAGUUGCCGAUGGUGUCGGUGGAGUCGCUGGUGAAGGACCAACUUCACGUGCGCUGGUUCGGGGCCAACAGGUCGAGGCUGCUUUGCAUGUGCACGGAAGACGGGAGGGUCAAGAUCGCUCUGAAUCCGAGGAAUGCCGCGUACUUGCUGAGGGCGAAGGUGGGGCGCGACAACUGGCUGGAGCUUGAGGUCAUGCCGCGUACCACUCAGUCCAUGGAGCCGGCACAGUCCGCUCACUCCUCUCAGUCGAUGCAGUUGACGGUGUACGACUCGCCGAACUCCUGGAGAGGACCCGAUGGAGAGGGGAAGGCGAGGCUGGCCAGGAGCGUCAGUUGUGUAGUUUUCGAUCCCUCAGACGCGCUCGUCCCUUGCAACACCUGCGAACUUGUCCCGAGCGAGUCGGGGCCCUCGCAAGUCUCGGCGCUGCCGCAGCAGGAAGCCUCGAGGCCCAACGAGUGCUGGGCCCUGGAGCUGGAGGAGCAGGAUGGCUCCUGGGGCAGGUGGAGUUGCCGAUUCUUGCUGACGGUGGUGGACGUGUUCUCCGGCUAUGUGCAAGUGCGGACGAUGGGGGCUCUGAGAGAGACGGCAGGCGUGCUGUCGAAGAUGCUGGAGAGCCAGGCGAGGGGGCAGAGGGGGCCAGUGCGGAGGCUCAUCUAUGACAGGAGCAACGAGCUGUUGUACCGGGAGCUGACUUACCUGCCCCACCGCCACAACGUGACGUGGCAGGCGGUCGGGGUCGAGCGCAUGGAGCGAUCGGGGGCGUGGGAGGCGUGGGAGGCGUUGAAAGUGAUGAGCGAGCGGAUGAUGCAGGAGAGUCAGGUGCCAGGAGACAUGUGGGUUUAUUCCUGGAUGUAUGCCUCCCUCCUCCACAAUAUCCUCCCGCGUCCCCAGGACGAUCAGACGCCGCACUUGCUCUACCACAGGACCAUGUUUCAGGACCACAACGAACUCAUGGUGUUCGGCUGUGCCGUGGUGAACGAAGGGCCCUCCUCCUCCUCCCAUUCCUACUCCUGCUCCUACACUACUGGUGUCUUCCUCGGACUUGAACUCGAUGAGCUGGGAAGGUUCAACAAUUAUAUCGUGUUGGACCUGGAGACGGACGAGAUCCAGUGGAUGACGGAGGCAACUUUCGACGAGUGGAUUUACCCCAUGAUGAGCGACGAGAGCAUGUCGGAUGCUCCCUCCAACUAUGAGCAGGAUUAUAGCACAGAAGCAGACGAUGGAGGCCUUGACAGCGACUGGGGAGGGAGGCAGAGGAAGAGGAGGUAUGAUGAGAUCAGUGGGUGGUAUCCGGAGCCAUAUGACGGAGGGAAUUAUACUUACGGGGGACAUCGGGGGUGGUAUGGAUGGCAAUGA
Molecule: messenger RNA, 5019 nt
Organism: Guillardia theta CCMP2712
Lineage: Eukaryota; Cryptophyceae; Pyrenomonadales; Geminigeraceae
Exons: 4
Coding region: 1-5019 (1672 amino acids)
Molecular function (GO): nucleic acid binding
Source: RefSeq, a predicted model, not a curated record